Molecule: messenger RNA, 804 nt
Organism: Ilex paraguariensis (yerba mate)
Lineage: Eukaryota; Viridiplantae; Streptophyta; Magnoliopsida; Aquifoliales; Aquifoliaceae
Source: the annotation of a GenBank genome assembly
CCCUCGGUUUCACAGCUAAUACCACACCCGAACCGUAGGGAUCAUCCAAAGUCCAAACCCCAACCUUUAAGUUAAACCACCCUCUAUGAGAGUCGUCGUCGUAGUCUUCAUCAUCAAACCACCAUUUCCGACCCUUUUAUGAGCUCAACCUCUCUCCAAUUCUUCAUCUACAAUCCCUACCCAAAACCCCUAAAAGCCCACAACAGAUUCUCAGUGCAGGAGUUGCAGGAAAGGGUAGUAAAACCACCUAUUACAAUGAAGGACAGGCCACCACCGUCGUCGUAUGGCGGCGUUUACGUUCCUCCCCACCAUCGACUUCGAUCGGUCAUCACGACGUCUUCAGCGUCGCCGGUCAAUAUACCCUCUGUUCCUGUGGAAUCCAAAGCAACUGUGAAUAAUCGAAGCACUUUUGUGAAUUCUAGAGUUCACAAUCCUUACCCUUACUUGCCUCCACAGAAAGUCCAACAGCAACAGCAGUUGCAGAAGAAGGAUUCGCAGGCGAGUUCGUGGUACGAUGAGGUGUCACAGGAAGGUUCUGACCGAGAAAUGGAGGUUUCAGUUUAUCCGAAAAUGUCACGGAAAAAAUUGCCUCUUACUGGCUAUGAGUGUUGCCUCAUGUUUUUAAAGGCAUGGAGCACACCCCUCAUAUUGUUCAAUUCGCGAGAUUCAAAUCAUGUUGCAGCCAAAAUUUGCCACUCUUACUACUUUACUAGUGAUGACUGUUAUCCACAUUUUCAAAGGCAUGAAGCACAUCCUGAUCCUUGCAAAGCAAGGCGCCUUCAAGUUAUUGAAUUUGUUAUUUAA